AUGGAUCAUCCGGUAGAUCUUGAAACGCUCAAGACAUUCGAGUUUGAUCGCAUCCUCUCCGAAAGUACCACCACAGGGUCGAUAUAUCUCUUAGGCAAGCUUCAUAACGAGUCCGCAAUCAUUCAUCUUCAGCGGACGAUCUUGUCUGCUGAUGGUGCAUCAGAGCUGGUGAAGCACGGCUUGGAGGAGAUCAAAGUGUUCCUCGACAAUCGGCCGUACUUUUCCGCACACGCUCUGCUCGCUCGAUCGACUUCAAGCCUGCCUGAUCUGCAAAUCAAGCUCAUCUGGCCCGCGACGGAGAUUCAUAUCGCAAAGUAUACGCUCCAAGAGAGAGUCAUGGUCUCUGAAACGGCCGAAAAGUAUGCGAAAGUCGUCGUCCCGUAUAUCGAAUCCUUUCCCCCCGACCGCAUACAGUGGGUAUACAAUAUACUCGAAGGGAAGAAGGAAGCCGAUCGAGUCCUGUACCGGGACGACGACCCCUCCCGAGGCUUCCUGAUCUUACCUGACCUGAAAUGGGAUCAAACGUCUAUGACUGCUUUGUACCUCGUUGUCUUGGUGCAGGAUAGGACCAUCCGAUCUCUGAGAGAUCUGACGAGGGACCAUGUACCGCUGCUACGACGCAUACGACAACAGGCAUUCAUCACUGCGAAGGAGGUGUUCAAUGUCGAACCCAACAAGCUGCGGCUGUUCAUCCAUUAUCAGCCCAGCUAUUACCACUUUCACGUUCAUGUUGUACAUAUCGAUCAUGAAAAUCUCUCUGGUAUGAUGGUCGGCCAAGCGAGACUUCUCGAAGACAUCAUCAGUCUGUCAAUACUGCAACAGAUGACCCUGACGUACGCUCUUGGCGUCGAGCAUGGACUGUAUGCGAGCUUCUUAGCGGCCAGCAAUUGA
Molecule: messenger RNA, 891 nt
Organism: Kockovaella imperatae
Lineage: Eukaryota; Fungi; Basidiomycota; Tremellomycetes; Tremellales; Cuniculitremaceae
Product: HIT-like domain-containing protein
Exons: 6
Coding region: 1-891 (296 amino acids)
Biological process (GO): deadenylation-dependent decapping of nuclear-transcribed mRNA
Cellular component (GO): P-body; nucleus
Molecular function (GO): hydrolase activity; RNA 7-methylguanosine cap binding
Source: RefSeq, a predicted model, not a curated record